UACAAAUAUUCCACAUUUUCCCACCAUAUAUACAACUCAUAAUAUAAUAUAAUAUGUUCUACAUACUUUGUAUAAAUACCAUUAUAUUGUAUUCAAAGCUCAAAAUCAUCACAAAAAAUCAUCUCUAAAAAUCUACAAGCUAUAAAAUUAAAAUGGCAGGAAAUAACAGUAGUUAUGAGACUUCAUGGGCAGAUCAGUGGGACCCACAAUCAGCUUAUGGAAGCUAUGACAAUAACACUAAAACCAAGAAAAAGAGCAGCAAUUACAGUAAUAGCAAUGGAUCAGGAACUGCAAAGAAGAAGGUUGAAGAAGGACUUGCAAAGACUAAAGAAGUUGCUUCUACUGGUUUUAAGAAAGUUAAGCAGGGUACUUCCUUGGGGUUUAAUUGGAUCAAAGACAAGUAUCAUAAAACUACCCAAAAACAUUAAUUCAUUCUUUUUUAUAUUUUCAUCUUUUCUUAUUAAUCAUCUCAUCAUCAUAUCAUUUAAUUGGUAUAUGGUUUAUUAGUGUUUAUGUGUAUAUGUAAAUUUAUCUUAUUUUAUUUUAUUAGAUUUCAUUUUGUUCAUCAACUUUUGUGUUCUUUAGUUUCUUUUAUUUAUAUCCACCUUUUUAAUUAAUUUUUGGGAUGUAUAAACAAAUUUUUUAGUAACAUAUAUAUUUCACCAAAAUCAUUUUGUUUUUUG
Messenger RNA from Amaranthus tricolor (Joseph's coat), 683 nucleotides. RefSeq lists its product as uncharacterized. Bases 153 to 428 code for a protein of 91 amino acids. The transcript has a single exon. The record is from RefSeq and is a predicted model, not a curated record. Lineage: Eukaryota; Viridiplantae; Streptophyta; Magnoliopsida; Caryophyllales; Amaranthaceae.